This is a messenger RNA of Musca vetustissima, 1010 nucleotides long. RefSeq names its product transcriptional regulator ovo-like. The transcript has 3 exons. The annotation marks the transcript as partial. Lineage: Eukaryota; Metazoa; Arthropoda; Insecta; Diptera; Muscidae. The record is from RefSeq and is a predicted model, not a curated record.
GUUAAACGUUUACGACAGCGUGUCGAAGAGCUCAAACGUGAAUUGGCAUCUGCCGAAGAUGAAUUGGAUUCUGCCGUUAAUCAAGUGCGUCGUUUGCAACGAUCCAAUGAUGAGUUAGUCGGUCAAAAUGAAGGUUUACAGGUUCAAAUACAACAUUUGCAAACAAGACGUAUCCCCAGUCCCCAGUUACGUGGUGGUGGUGGUGGAAGCUAUAAUGGCGUUCAAUUGCGUAGUAAAAUUGCUGUUGAAAUACCCAGUGAUUGUUUGCCAAACAUUAAUGAUUUACGGCAAAUAUUCGACGAUGGACCAUCACAGAGUAAUGUUGUGGGUCUACGUCAUUCCACGGGUGGUGGUGGUGGCAAUGAAGCGUCCUCGUCGAAACGUUCCAGUCACACCGAACGUACACUCUUGCAACAACAAUCGAGUAAUUUUUUUGACGCCAAAACUUCACACGUUGAGGAGAAUAUCUUUGAAUCGAAAAGUCGUAAUUUGGAAUUCGAAAGGGCAAAACAGAAAUUUGACAAUCCGUCGCAUUUGCAUCAUCAACAUCAUCACCACCAGCGCGAACAACGUGAACGGUCAUCUGGAAGACAUAGUGGACAAUCCACUACCAAUAGCAAUGCUUCCAAUUCAAACACCAAUGCUCCAAAUAAUCGAGCCAACCUAGUAUUGCCACUGAAAACUAGCACAGUUAUUGGAGGCACCAAUAUGAGUAAUUCGAAUUCUCCGAAUCUGAAUACAAACUCAUCCAAUCUUUCCAAAGACGAUAUCAAUCGUCAAUUGUUUGAGGAUCAUUCACGUUCUUCGACGGUUGGUGGUAGCGGUAUUGGUGGUGGAAAUGCUGAUUCCAAAUUAUAUGCCAAAGAAAAUACGAACUCAGCUCCAUCUGGAAAUUAUUCCAGAAACAGUAUAAAUCUAGAUGGACUUAAAGUAUCUGAUGAUGAGACUCCGUAAUUAUGGAUCAACAAGUUUGCUACUCGACGAGGAAACCGAAGGAAACAGUGAAUGAA